Molecule: messenger RNA, 1807 nt
Organism: Thermothielavioides terrestris NRRL 8126
Lineage: Eukaryota; Fungi; Ascomycota; Sordariomycetes; Sordariales; Chaetomiaceae
Exons: 3
Coding region: 521-1609 (362 amino acids)
Source: RefSeq, a predicted model, not a curated record
GUACGGCGUGUUGGGAGUCCCGACGAGUAGCAACAGUCGAAACUCACCUGCCCUUUCUCCUUCUGAUCCUCUGCUUUUUCCCAAACAGAUGAACAAAUAUCCGCUUCUAAGACCGCAGACUGCGGGGUGCCUUGGUUGCUGCUCCCGCUGGGUGGGCUGGUGGGGCUUGCCGGCGCCCGGCACUUGAUCCGGCCGUGCGGCAGAUACCUCGGUAGUGCCCCGCCGUGGCCGGUGGGGUGCAACCUCCUUAUCCGGAGUCUCCGAGCGCAACAAGUGAAGCGGCUCACCUCUUGUCCUGGAACCAUUUCAGAAAAAGCCCCUUUUAUCUGACCCUGACAUCCAGCGACGGGGCCGCCGAAUACCCCCCUUUUGAUAGCCAUCACAAGACUCACUGCCCGCACCACCACCGCGGCCAAGCGAAUCUGCACCACCUUCACCUCACAAUUCUCUUGCACAGGUAGAUAGCCAAGACACCCAUCCUUGAACCACUCUCAUCCCAAAGCGCCCCGCAAAAAAGAAAAUGGCCCUCGACCUCGGCUCCCUCCCGCCACCGCCCCCCAUCUCGCGCCACACCGUGCAGAUGGCCGGCCUGCUGGUCGACGUCUACGGCCUGGCCGAGCUGCGCCCCGGCGCCGCCCGCGUCUCCUGCCUCUGGCUGCACCACCCGCGCACGCGCAGCAAGGAGCACAUGGCCGACAUUGCCGCGCGGUGCGUCGGCGCGUGGAACGCGCGGAGGGAUGGCGCCGAUGCGGAUGCGGAUGCCGCGGCGGCUGGAGGAAGGGAGAGGGAGAGGGGCCUGCUGGCGCUCGCGUACGACCAGCGGAAUCACGGCUCGCGGUUGGUCGAUGAGCGGGCGAAUGCGUCGUGGCGGGAGGGGAAUGCCAUGCAUGCCGUGGAUAUGUUAGGCGUCGUGCAGGGGAUGGUUGCCGAUCAGAGGGUUCUGCUGGACCUCGUGGAGGGAUAUCUGUUCCCCAAUGCGGAGGGGAAUAGGAAGAUUGACCAGCAUCUGGCGCUGGGAGUGUCCCUGGGCGGGCACAGCGUGUGGCAGCUGAUGUUUGCCGAGCCGAGGGUCGAGGCGGGAGUGGUGGUGGUCGGGUGCCCCGAUUACAUCAAUCUCCUGUCCGACAGAGCGAGGCUGUCAAAGCUGUCGACGUAUUCCGUCCAGGAUAACGGCGCGUCGUUCUUGGGGAGCAAGGACUUCCCGCAGUCGCUGGUCGCUGCGUGCGCGAAGUACGACCCCAAGGCCAUCUUUUUCGGUGCAUCUGCCGUUCCCGGCGCCGAGGCAUCGGGGGCUGCGGACGAAGCCGCGAGGAAAAUCGUGCGGGAGCGGCUACGAGGCAAAAAGUUCCUGCUCUGCUCCGGAGGCGACGACAAACUGGUGCCUUACAGGUGUUCAGAGCCGUUCCUGCGCUGGUUCAAGCAGGCGACGGAAUCUUGGUUCAAAGAAGAGAACGUCUCGGUCGACGACAGAGUCUAUCCCGGGGUUGGGCACUCGUUCAGUGCUGACAUGAUCUCGGAUUCGGUGCGCUUCGUUGUGGAUGCUGUUGCUGGUGCGGACAAGGAGGUCGCUGUCGGGAAUAUUGAUGAACAGCGGGCCUCAAAGAUCUGAGAAUGGGAGAAAUAAGAAGGGCUCAUUGGCUGCCUCUUCUAGAACGGAGGGAGGUAGCCGGUGGUGAGAAUUCGAUGGUUUCCCUUUGUGAGGGUUGACAAAGACUCGAAACCCUGCAUUCUCAGGGGGCUCACAACCUAGGCCGCAGGCCUGAGACAAGCACUCCCUAGUCUAGGGCCACAUAUUUUGGUAGCAGCA